UAAAGGAGCCACUCAAUGGAAGAAAUAAGAGAGAAGGCAUACAAGUGUGAUGUCUGUAGUAAGGAAUUUUCUCAAUCAUCUCACUUACAGACACACAGACGAGUACAUACAGGAGAGAAACCUUACCAGUGUGAUGUCUGUAGUAAGAAAUUUUCUCAAUCAACUCACUUAAAGACACACAGACGAGUACAUACAGGAGAGAAGCCAUACAAGUGUGAUGUCUGUAGUAAGGAAUUUUCCCGAUCAUCUGGCUUACAGACACACAGACGAGUACAUACAGGAGAGAAACCUUACCAGUGUGUGGUCUGUAGUAUGGAAUUUUCUCAGUCAUCUCACUUACAGAAACACAGACGAGUACAUACUGGAUCAGAAGACCUUUACAAGUGUGAGAUAUGUACAAAGGGGUUUCCCCGACAAGAUCAUCUGCAUAGACAUCACAUAAUACAUACAGGAGAGAAACCGUACAAGUGUGAUGUCUGUAGUAAGAAAUUUACUCGGUCAUUUGGCCUACAGACACACAGACGAGUACAUACAGGAGAGAAACCUUACCAGUGUGAUGUCUGUAGUAAGGAAUUUUCUCGAGCAUCUUACUUACAGACACACAGACGAGUACACACAGGAGAGAAACCUUACCAGUGUGAUGUCUGUAGUAAGAAAUUUUCGCGAUCAUUUAAUUUACAAAAUCACAGAAAAGUACAUACUGGAGAAGACCUUUACAAGUGUGAGAUGUGUACAAAGGGGUUCCCCCGACAAGAUCAUCUGCAUAGACAUCACUUGAUACAUACAGGAGAGAAACCUUAGUAGUGUGAUGUGUGCGGUGAAGGUUUUAGACGACAAGAUCAACUGUCUUCAUCUCGGGAAACCUACAGGAGAGAAUUAAAUCUUACAAGUGUGAUGUCUGUAGUAAGAAUUUUUCUCGAUCAUUUGGCCUGUCUGUGGUAAGACAUUUACUCUAUCAUCUAACUUACUGACACACAGUCAAGUACAUUCAGGUGAACACCUUUACAAGUGUGAGAUAUAUACUAAUUAAGGGGUUUCCCUGACAAGAUCAUCUGUACAUGUGCAGACAUUGCAGGAUACAUACAGGAGAGAAACCUUACCAGUGUGAUGUCUGUGGAGGUCUAUAGUAAAGUAUUUGGUCACUCAUCUAGCCUACAGACACACAGAAAAUUAUAUAAAGAUGAAAAACUUUACAAGUGUGAUGUGUGAGAUAAUUAAAUAGUUUAGUCAACUAGAUAUUCAUGAGAGAUGCCCUAUAAGUGUUAUAUAUCUGUAGUACGGAAUUUCGUUAUUCAUCUGACUUACGGAGGCACUUAGUUUAAACUUUCUUUUAUUCAAGUAUUUGCAAUAUAUAUGUAUAUAUAUAGCAUUUUGUAACAAAACACAAAAUAGGAAAUAGAAACAGUGUCUUAUGUAAAUCUAUCACUUAAGGACACAUACAGGAGAGAAACUGUAGAAGAGCGACGUCUGAAGUAUGGAAUUAUUAAAUCUUCUCAUCCAACUGUAUACUUUAAAAGUAAACAGACCUUAAAGAAUCCAUACGUAUAAUUAAUUUCUCUAAUAUUGAUUAGUAGCUUCUUUGGAUGUAGCCCGACAAAGUAUGAAAAUAACCUUAGUUUAAACAACAUUUUAUUUACAAAUAUGCAGUACAUGAUAUAAAAUUUUACAGAAUCUAAUGUUUCAAGGUCACAGAUGGCAAAACACUUCAAACAACUUGUUUUGAAUAAUUUAAAGGCAUAUAAUUAUGUUCUUUGGCUUGUAACUUCCUGUGAUUAAGCCCAAGGACAUUUGUGGGUGAAAAUAACCUGAGUGCAGUCCUUGCCAUAUCUAACCCCUGUGACCUUGAAAAUAGUCAUUUUCAAACACAGAUGUUUUUGGGGCUCCAUCAAUGGAAGCCACCAGCUAAGUGUUAUGAUUCUAUGCCUUUCAACUCUCCAGAAGAAGUGUUUUGAAGUGUUUGACAUAUUUGACUAAUGUGACCUUGAAAGUAAGUCAAGGUCAUUUUCAUUCUCAA
Molecule: messenger RNA, 2014 nt
Organism: Mizuhopecten yessoensis (Yesso scallop)
Lineage: Eukaryota; Metazoa; Mollusca; Bivalvia; Pectinida; Pectinidae
Product: zinc finger protein 235-like
Exons: 1
Coding region: 16-801 (261 amino acids)
Biological process (GO): regulation of transcription by RNA polymerase II
Cellular component (GO): nucleus
Molecular function (GO): DNA-binding transcription factor activity, RNA polymerase II-specific; RNA polymerase II cis-regulatory region sequence-specific DNA binding
Source: RefSeq, a predicted model, not a curated record